Molecule: messenger RNA, 3189 nt
Organism: Adineta ricciae
Lineage: Eukaryota; Metazoa; Rotifera; Eurotatoria; Adinetida; Adinetidae
Source: the annotation of a GenBank genome assembly
AUGGUUGUUGUUGUUGUUGUUGUUUUCCUGCUAGCUUUUAUCAAUGAAUUAACAGCUCUUUCGUUCAAUCAACCCAAAUUCUGCCCAACAGCGAAAUGGAAUCGAGUUGCAACUACUUUUGCUAAUGCACAGGUGCUUGAUACAGGCGGUGCUGAUAUAUUUAUUGACAUUAGUAAUACUAUUUAUAUUUCUACCUCAGCACGAAAUCAAAUUCUAGUUUGGCCCAGAGAUAGCACUCAACCCAUGAUAAUUGAUGAAUCAGAACGGUGGAUGAUUACAUCUCUCUUUGUUUCCAAUGUUGGUGACAUUUACAUAAGCUGUUGUGAUACUGAAAUUAUAAAAUGGGAGUUAAGUGCGAACAGAUCUACUGCUAUUAUGGAUGUCAAUGCGCAUUGUUUUGCUAUGUUUAUCGACAUUGAUAAUUUUUUAUAUUGUUCAAUAGCUAUGGAGAGUAUAGUGAAGAAAAGACAGAUAGACAGCGAUGAGCAGGUGGUCGUUGUGGCUGGUACUGGCCAACACGGUUCAGCUGUCAAUGAGUUACAUGAUCCCGCGGGAAUCUUUGUCGAUACAAAUUUUGAUCUGUAUGUGGCUGACUCUGGUAACGAUCGAAUUCAACGAUUUUUGCUCGACGAUAAAAAUGGGAAAACGGUAGCAGGACAAAGUUCAUCAGAUAUUACAAUAAUGCUCUCUUGUCCACGUUCAAUUUCAUUAGAUGCCGACAAAUAUCUUUUCAUUGCGGACAGUGAAAACGAUCGCAUUGUCGCGUCGGGACCGAAUGGAUUUCGAUGUUUAUUUGGGUGUGACGGAGGUGGUAGAGAAUCUCAUCAAUUAGAAAUGCCGGAAAAACUGAGAUUCGAUGUAUUUGGAAAUAUUUUCAUCUAUGACCAGGACAAUAAUCGAGUUCAGAAAAUCAACCUACAGAAAAAUUCUUGUCAGAAAGUUCCAUCAACAGUUCGAACAAUGUACACAUCCACUUUAACAGCAAAUCAUACAACAUACUCACGUACUUUAUCUUAUCGUCCAUAUUAUUACUUUGAAGCCAUUGAAGUAAAUGUUAGUACGAACGGCUUUUACAUCCUAACUGCUAACAGCAGUGUCAAUCUCUAUGGUCAUCUCUACAAACAUCAUUUUGAUCGUCUUAAUCCGACAAACAACCUGAUUGCAUGGCAUGGCGAAUGUUGCAACAAAGACCAAUUCAAAUUCACGCUUGAUCUUUCGGUCGACACAAGAUAUAUUUUAGUCAUAACAACAUACAAUGCGAAUGUGACAGGACCAUUCUCGAUCGCCGUUUUCGGCUCCAAUGGCGUUCAUCUUGAGCGCGCGAAUAUUGAGCAAUCCGUCAAAUCAAUCUACACGUCUACAUUAACAUACGAUCAUGAAAAAUACUCGCCUGUUUCUUGCGCUCUAGUGUCUCAUGUCUAUUAUGAGGCAAUCAAAAUAAAUGUAAGUGAACGUGGUUUUUAUACUAUUGUGGGCAAUUUCAGUUUGAACCACGACAUGUCGGUAUACAUCUAUCAAGGUGAUUUCUAUGCACUUAUGCCAUUAGAAAAUUUAUAUGAGCAGAAGCAUUAUUGCAACACUCAUGAUCCGUCCCACCUUACGGUUGAACUUCGACCAGACAUACAAUAUGUACUGGUCGCGACAACAUGUUUAUCGAAUAUCCUCGGAGGUUUUUCGAUCGAAGUGUUUGGCAGAAGCAGCAUUAGUUUUCAACUGAUAAAUGCUUCAUUACCUAUUUUCUCGAACUAUUCAUCUGAAUUAACAACAUACAAUCAAAAGUAUGACAAGAAAUGUAUUCGUGAAUAUUAUUACUAUGAAAUCAUACGAUUAACUGUACUUAUUGAUGCCUACUAUACUUUCAUAAUUCGUAAAAAGUAUGGUACAGAAAUGUAUAUCUACGCAAAUGACUUUGAUCCACUAAAUCCAUAUCGAAAUUCAAUUUUAAAAGAAAAAGAGCAAUGCUCACAGAUUGAUAAAAUGACAUAUGCAGUUUAUCUUCAGUCUCGUGUUACGUAUGUAUUGCUUGCGACAACUUUACAUUCAUUGGCACAAACAUCUUUUUCAAUCGAAGCUUACAGUUCAAGGAAUAUUAGUUUUCAGCGCAUUGUUGACAGCUCCACUUAUUGUUAUGUUGGUGGUCCUUGUAAUACUCAAGUCAAAAGUAUCGGUCUUACGCUCGACGAUAUCUUACGCUUCGAAGUCAAACGACAUCGCCCAAUGCAUCAUCAAUCACUUCUCAUCAAAAUCACUGCUGCUCUCUCAGUCAUUAUGUUCGUCGUCGGUCUCAUCAGCAGUGCUUGUUCCAUUUUGACUUUCCAAAAUGCAAGUUCACGACAAGUGGGAUGUGGUCUUUAUCUUCUUGCAUCGUCAGUCACUUCUCUCCUGUCAAUCACCAUGUUCACAAUCAAGUUUUGGUUUGUUGUUAUCACACAAAUGGAUAUGUCUAUUCGUCCAUCUGUUCUUGAACGCGGUUGUAAGUCGAUUGAGACUGUUCUGAAACUAUUCUUCUACUGGGAUACUUGGCUCAAUGCAUGCGUGUCAGUUGAACGAGGAAUGAGUGUUUAUAAGGGAGUGAGUUUUGAUAAGAAAAAGAGUAAACGUUAUGCUCGAUGGAUCAUCUUCAUCUUACCGAUUGUGAUUGUGGGCACGAUUAUUCAUGAACCACUCUAUGGUCAUGUAUUCCGAUAUCAAAUAAAGAGACAAAGCCCGAUCGAAAAAGAAACGAAUGGCGAUGAUAAGAUCAUGGUAGAUACGCAUUUCUGGUGUUUAACUACUUAUCCUCAGUCAGUUCAAGAUUAUAACACAGCCAUUCUAUUCAUUCAUCUUCUUGGUCCAUUUCUGGCAAAUCUGUUCUCUGCAUUAUUCAUUAUUAUCGAAAGUGCUCGACGACGAGCAGAAGCUCAGAAACGACAAUCUUAUCGACAACAUCUUCGUGAACAAUGGGACGAACACAAACAACUUGUUAUCAGUCCUAUGAUUCUGCUUCUUCUAUCAACACCACGUUUGAUCAUAUCUUUGGUAUCGGGAUGCAUGGAUGUGUCUCACCAUACAUGGGUAUAUCUCUGUGGCUAUUUUAUUUCGUUUGUACCAUCAAUACUGAUCUUUGUUGUAUUUGUCGUACCGUCGAAUUCGUAUCGGAAGACUUUCAAUGAAUCGUUCUGUCAAAUUUGUAGAAAACAUCGAGUAUAG